Phytophthora nicotianae INRA-310 is the source of this 1637-nucleotide messenger RNA. RefSeq lists its product as hypothetical. The record is from RefSeq and is a predicted model, not a curated record. The transcript has a single exon. The coding region runs from base 228 to 1457 and encodes 409 amino acids. Lineage: Eukaryota; Oomycota; Peronosporomycetes; Peronosporales; Peronosporaceae.
GCCGGCGAUAAGACAACCAGGUCAUGAAGAUUUUCAUGUCCUGGAGCUCUAUAGAGUGUGGCAGACACUUCAUGAUGAAGGCAGUGAACCACCUGCUUUCUCGAGGAUAGGCUUUGGGGAGACUCAAGUGGGCUUUGCCUAGCAUAGACCAGACCGGCAUCGUCAGGUCAACUCAGGCCUCGAUCGCCUCACUCACAACUCACACAAUUGCUCAAGCCACGCUCAGAAUGACUGAGUUGAUAACGACGGAUGAGGUCUUGUUCGACGACAUCGUCGGUCUUCUCGAUUUCAACGGCUCCCUCACGCCGAGGCUGUCAAUUGGAGAUACCGACGGCCUCACGGCGGCUCUAUUCAACGAAACUACAGACCCUGCAAGCCCAUCCACUGACAACGAUGACAACACCAAACACGACAAACAAAGCCGCAAGCGAGAGAGGGAGAAGACCCGACAGCGCCGGUAUCGUCAGCGUCUCCGAGACAGUCGAGACGUGCUACAGCGACAAGUUGACGAGCUGUCCAAGGAGCUACAACGCUUGAACAAACAGGCUGCGAUGAGGAGGGAGCUGGAAAUAUCCACCGACGUCCUCACAAACUCGCAAUGGGUCUCAGAAAUAGUUCGACAACAAGAGCAACGCGCGCUCUCUGAAGCCGAACAUAAGCGUUUGGUCGCCGCUGUGAACUACCAAGCGUCCUACAUCGAAGGCCUUCGACAGGUCGUCGGCAAUAGAUUGAACGGCAACGCUGUUCCCUUCGGCACGGACAACAGCUUCAACUGCUUUAAAAACGUCCCAACACUACACUCGAUGACGAGUGCGCUGUACACGACCUACUUGCAGCAACUUGAAGGCUCUUACGCCCGUGUCGACAGCGUUCUCAACGCGUGUGGCUUGAUGACGAUGCCGGAGACGACAGUAAACACGACCCACAGACGCGAAGCCGAUGGCGAAGUGGCAUAUUUCCAGCACGUCAACAAGGUGUUGUUGCCCUAUAGUUUCCAGAAGAUAUGUGAGGCUAUCUGGGCGACGAUACACGAGCAAGAGGAGCCAGCGUUUGGCGGCUAUGAGACUGCACCUGACGACGAUGUUUUUAUCAAAUCGCGCGUCCUUACGUCGCUCAACGUUGGUACACUGGUACAGCGCUUCAUCUCGCGCUACUACAUGGAGGAGAAUCGGCUGGUUUUCGUCUGGAAAAUGUCCACUGAGGGCGAAGGAGAUUUCAGCGGACUCCAUGCAGAGGAAACGGCGUGGAUGAGUGUUCGACCAACUGCGGCUGGUGUGGUGCUGGAAGUUUGUGUACAACAAGUGCCUAUGCGCUUCAACUUAGCUUCCACCCAUGAACCAGCAGUGGCAAUGUUCCACAACAUGCUUCAUGAAUCACUUGAAGCGGAUAAGAACGAGAUGUCGAAGAAAUUGGAGAGUUUGUUACUCAACGAUGUUUUGACUGGGAUCGAGUGCUGACUCGAGUUAAGGCGGGAGUCGAAUUAUUGUAUAACUGGAACUUAUUGCAGCUUGCAACACAACUAAAGACUUGAGUUUUUGCUGGUUUGGAGACGGAGUAGCUAAUCGUUUUCUGGAAAAUUCCACUCACGGGCCUAUUCAUAUACUUAUAAUCGUUCUGUGUUCACCAGUGAUAGCAUC